AUCCAGUGAAAUCUAAUUAUUGUUAAAGAUAAUUCCAGGUAGUGUUGCAUUUGUCCUUCGUCAAUACGGACCAUCUGCUAUUAAAUUUACAACUUCUGAUACCGUCCCGUGAAGUUGUUAAAUACCCUCAGGUGAAAACACUUCAAAUGACUUGAGAAAGAUUUACUUGAAAAUGGCGACGCCGAAAAGCAUGAAGUCGUUUCGAUCAUGGAGUUCUGUCGAUUCUGUGGACCCAAACGACGUUCGCCAUCUCUGUGAGGCAGAAAGUGACCCCAGCGCCCAGAAGCCUUCGCCCGGCGGGCGUUGUGUGAGCACGUGGACUUUUUCCUUGAUCGUUUUGAUUAUCAGUGUGUUUUUGCUUGUCGGGAUUUUCGUGGGGUACUAUAUUAGAGAUGGAAAAAACUACUCAGUUCCAAAGGAUGUGCCAUGCGAUUUUACAUUUCGAACAGACGGAUUUGGUCCAGAUCGUUUGGAAAUGAUUCAUGAAAAUGUCAUGUAUCUAAUGUCGGGGGAGAGGGUUAGGGACACAGCUGGAGAUAUGACGUCAAAGAACAGCCAGAAGUCGGACAGUACACUAGAUAAAAAAAUGGUCAAGUAUAUCUCGGAGCAUUUAAAGAACUCGGGUCUGGAUAAAGUGGAAACAGUCAAGUACAUUAUAGAAGUUACCUCCCCUGAUCCAGAAAAUCCUUCUUCUGUAACUCUGACAAAAAAUGACCAGGAGAUUUUAACAUUGAAAUAUGGAAGCAAAGGUUCAGCAGGACAAGACAACACCAUAGUGAAAGAGGAAGAUCCAUUGAUAGCAGUGCCAGGAAGGGCAGUGGGAAAUCUUGUGUAUGGUUUUUAUGGGAGAAGACAAGAUUUGUACUUUGUAAAGAAAGCAAACAUCACACUGAAAAAAAAUGUUUUACUCCUGAAAAUCGGAAGAAUUAGCAUCCUGGAAAAGUUGAGACUGGCGGCCUUGGAGGAAGUGUCGGGGAUACUGUUGUAUCAGGACCCCUCAGACUCCCCCACAUCACGGGAAGAACUCUAUUUUGUCUCUCACCAACUCAAUAACAAAAACUUCCAAAUACCCAUACAAGUAGUGUCAAACCGUGAUGCAGAAAGUCUCCUGAAAUCUCUGCGGAAUGAAGGAGUUAUUGCCCCUGAAGAAUGGAAAACAGCUCCUGGAGGGAUAAGACAAUAUAUGGGUAUAAUUCCAAACAAGACAAUUUCACCUGUUGUUGUGGAUCUGCGUGUGAAUGUGGUUCAGAAAGAGGAGGUCAUUACAGUUGUGAUUGGCAGUAUCUAUGGGGAUAUGGAGCCAGAUCGCUUUGUUGUUAUUGGGGCCUCUAGAGAGGACCCAUCAGAAAGUGAUGAAGGAGAUGAAAACUUGGGUCUCGGGACUGCUCAUUUGUUGGAAAUGGCUCAGGCUUUUGCAAAUAUAAAGUAUGCAGAAAAAUGGGGCCCCAGAAGGGGUGUACGAUUCUGUUCAUGGGGUGGUGGAAAAGAGCAGAAAGGGCUGAUAGAGUACUUAAAGGCAAAUAGAUAUGUUUUCGGAGCUCAGACUCUAGCAUACAUUGACCUUGACCUCUACAUAGAGAAGUCAUUAGCUCAUGAUGCAGUAUUUGAAGCUUCCUCAAGCCCAGCCCUGAAUAGACUCAUCCAACAUGUUUUACAUCAGGUUCCUCAUCCAGAAGAUAAACAGUUGACCAUAGCAGACUGGCAGUAUAACAAACCUGUCAAUCAGUUUGUAUCACACGGAAAUCUGGUGGUCCGCAACAUGCUUCAUAGACUGGGGGUACCUGUAGUCAGUGUGGCAUACAGGGUCAGUCUAAAUUCUAGUGAUGAAGAAACAUCAGCUGUCCUUCAGGAUUCACUUCAUCAUGACCAGUACCACCUAGCCGCCUCCAGAGUUAUCUCCCUUGUGGCUCUUCAUUUGGUGGACGACAAUCACCUACCUCUAAACAUGAUCAACUAUACCAAGUUUAUUCAUGAUGUUUUUGCUAGAAGUCUGGUAGAUCUGUCAGAUGCAAAAGAAAAAGUGAAUGUUGGAAAGUUACAAGAAUAUAUUGACGACCUUACACGUAUUGGAAAAGCCUUUGAGAAUUAUGUCACCUCAGAAGUUUAUACCCAGAUUCCCCUGGGGAGUAGGCGAAUGAACGAUAUCAAGAUGGGUGUGGACAAAAUCAUGAUUUCUCCUGCCGACUUUUUGUACACGAGUCCUCUGUUGUAUGCCACAGCCCCUGAUGGGAGUUCUUAUUUGAUUAAAGAGGCGAUAAGUUCAGCAAAGAUCAGCAAUGAUUGGACAGAAGUACAGCGUAUUGUGAAAACGGUCAACAGAGCCGUACAGGAAGUGAUGUCAUAUCUUCAGCUGUCUUGAAAAAUUAAAACAGCCUCCCUUUUAGGGAGGAUAAAGUGAGAAUUCUCAAUGUGCCAAAGAUUACCCUUUCCUCUGCAGAUCUCAGUUUGCAGCAGCAUCUGACAGAACCUGAUGUACAUGUACAUAAUGUAUAUUUGCAUGUGCACGUUAAAAGUAAUUAUCAUAUGAGUUUUUAUGUUCCGUCAUGCUCUUAGUGAUCUAAGUGACGAUAAGAAAGUUUAAAAAAAAAAAAAAAAGAUAACGUGAUAAUGUACGACAAUUUUUCUCAACUCAAACACUACAUUUAGUUGAUUUGGUGCUACUUUGUAUUAGUACAUUUAAUAUGUCAUUUAUGUUAAACUUUCAUUUCUAUGAUGCGCAAUAUACAUUUGUUGAUGAUUUCAAUUUGUUAACAUACUUUCAUCUGAAUAUGCAUGUGCCAUACUUCAUCUGUAGUAUUAAGAUUCCAUUUUCACAAGAACGACAACAAUGCCAGAAGUUAAAACCUAUCUGGUUUGUACUUGCGACAGUCACAUUGUAAAUACCAUAUAUUGCAUUGUAGAAUUGUCUGAAAUAACUCAUUCUUGUUCAUGAACUUUUCACCCUGAAAUACUACAUUAUCUUGACAUAUCAUUUUUUGAUUUUAUGUGCCAUAAUAAGACUUUGUGCAACUUCAUCAAGCUGUGACAGACAUAUAUACAUGUAUAAUCUCAAGAUAAAUUAUUGAUUCAGUAUUAAUUACACUGUAAAUAUUAAUUAAGAUUAGACAAUGCUAAGGUUUACACUGACCACCAGAAAUGUCUAGUCAGCAUUGGUCAGUCAUUGUAUAACUCAGGGAAGUGCAAUUAUUGUGAAAAGGGAGGUAACUCUAUCAAUGCAACAAUCUCUGAAAAACAAGAUUCAUUAUCUAUACAUUUGAACGUAGUAUCUUGAACAUAGAUAACUUGAACACCGUGGAUGUAUUGGAAGUCCAACCACUUUUCCUGUAUUUUACUUUCAAUCCUUGUAUAUCUUGGAGUUUUUUUUCUCGAUCAACAUCAAGUUCAAAAUAGUGAAGUUCAACUGUAUUAAAAUUUUCAUAAAGAACUUUAUAUAAUAUAUGCAUAUUUUUGCCCCCAUGAAAGUCAAAUUUUGAAAAUCUUUCGAAAUUGUGCUAAAUUGUAUGUAUUGUAUGAAAAAAUCUGAAUUGACAGAAACAGUUGUCACAGUUUGGUAGUAGAUUAUAAGUAAGUUUUGUUUCUGUCAGACAACACAAACUACAUGUAUAUAUAUGGAUUUUUAAGAAAGAGAACAAAUGGGCAAAAUUUGUUCAAUUUUGAAUAUAUAAUUUUACAGAAUGCAAACCUGCUCCAUUUCAAUAUUCACAUAAUUAUUUCAUUGAUAUUAUCAUUCUACACAUUACAUCAAAAGACUGAGUUGGAGCAAGACCAGGUCUACAUGUAGGUGACCUUAAAUCAAAAUAUUGCUGUAAAAAAAAAUUUUUCUCCAAAAAUUUUCAAAUAUACAUUGUUUUCUUAAUGUCAUUUCUAACAUAGGGCAUCAUGACUGCUGAAAAUAUUUAAUGCUUUGAAGUCUGCUUGUGUCCUCCUGGUUUAGAAAUUAAUGAUAUAUUUCUCCAUCAAAGUUUGAUUUGGGGGGCAAAUAUUGAUCAAUACAGUCCUUUCAGUAACUAAAGGAGGAAAUUGCAUGAGCUGUAAUUCUUUGUAAUUUUAUAAGUACAAUUUUACAUGUAUGAAAUGGAUGACUAACUGUAUAAAUAGCAAGUUCCUCCCUUUUUCACAUUUAAAUGAUUUUGAUGUAUGUAAAUAGUAUAUCGAGAAUGUUGUAAAUAACUGUUUACAAGUUUGUUUGUACAUGUACAAUGGAACAAGUUUCUCUAAUAAAAUGCAAUAAAUUAUG
This is a messenger RNA of Saccostrea echinata, 4237 nucleotides long. Its product is annotated as aminopeptidase NAALADL1-like. NCBI's taxonomy places the organism in Eukaryota, Metazoa, Mollusca, Bivalvia, Ostreida, Ostreidae. Gene Ontology annotation, molecular function: carboxypeptidase activity. The coding region runs from base 173 to 2359 and encodes 728 amino acids. The transcript is spliced from 12 exons. The record is from RefSeq and is a predicted model, not a curated record.